AUGUGCUUAGUUACUGCAUCAUAUUUCCAAAUUUUAGACGUACCUGUGAAUUGUACCACGCUAGAUAUCAAGGCAGCUUAUAAAGAAAAAUUAUUAAAGUAUCAUCCUGAUAAAAAUAAGAAUGCAACAAAUGUAGGGCCAUAUUCAAUUCAGCAAAUAAAAGAGGCUUACGAAGUUUUAUCUAAUCCCGAUUUGAGAGACAAAUACCAAAAAGAGCUAAUAAACACUUCCAAGAAAAUUGGUUUUUCAAACACAGGUGAUGGUUUGGAUGAGUUUUCCUUGGAUGAUUUUAUACUCGAAGAGAAUGCUAAUGAUGAUGAAUUUAGUUGGUAUAUGGAUUGUCCAAGAUGUAAUAGUAAAAAUGGAUUUUAUUUGACUGAAAAAAUCCUCGAAUCCCAAGGAGAAGAUAUUUCUUUGGAUUUUAAUAGUCAAAUGUAUCAAAUAAUUGUCCAAUGUUCAAUGUGUAGUUUAUGGAUAAAGGUGAAUUAUGCACAGCAACAAGAGGAAUAA
Messenger RNA from Saccharomycodes ludwigii, 510 nucleotides. It is a transcript of the gene JJJ3, whose product is annotated as Jjj3p. The transcript has a single exon. Gene Ontology annotation, biological process: protein histidyl modification to diphthamide. Lineage: Eukaryota; Fungi; Ascomycota; Saccharomycetes; Saccharomycodales; Saccharomycodaceae. The record is from RefSeq and is a predicted model, not a curated record. Gene Ontology annotation, molecular function: metal ion binding. The coding region runs from base 1 to 510 and encodes 169 amino acids.